AUGGAGUGGUGGAAGUUGGUGGUCAUAGCUGCUCAGAUACUGAGGGCUUUAGCUGACAACAGCCAUGGCCUCCAAGAACUUCCAGAGGUACAAUGUGGGGAGGAGAACAUGCAGAUCAUCGUGCCCCAGCACCUGAAGCAGAAUUCCACGAUGAAGGUUUUAAAUAAAGAUGGCAAAAUGGAGCCUCUGAGAAAUGACCCAUCUUGUGGUAUUUGGGUGACCAAGAAAUAUGAUGGUUCUGCAAUUGUUGGAAUUUCUUAUGAUGGCUGCUAUGUGUCUCAAACUGACACCCACUUUGUGUUUACUCUUGGGCUCACUAAGAAACAAAAUGGUGGAAAGAAAGUCACUGUGCGGAAGGAGAUGACUUGUGCUGUGGGAAUCUACCAUGACUCUCCAAUUCCAAGCCAGUGUGAUUCCAUCCUAAUGCCAGACAGACUGAGCUGUAUAAGUUCUCAGGACUCGUGUGCAACUAUGGGCUGCUGCUAUGAUCCUGCUGACAGUAUUACUCCAUGCUACUAUGGAAACCAAGUGACUGCCCGCUGCACAUCAGACGGCCUCUUCUCCAUUGCCCUUCCAAACACCUUGACUGUGCCCCCGCUGAACCUGACAUCUGUGCGACUGCUCCAAAAUGGUGGCCCAGAAUGUAAUCCAACAGCUAGCAAUGGCUAUUUCCUCCUCUACCAGUUCCCGAUUUCUGCUUGUGGAACCACCUACAAGCUGGUUGGGGACCAGGCAGUGUAUGAGAACCAGCUGGUGGCAUCCAAAACCUUGAUGACCUGGAACAGUAUAGCAAUAACCAGAGACUCCACCUUCAGAUUAUUGGUUCGCUGUAGUUUUGCAGUUAGCGGCUUACUCCCCUUGAAAGUGGAUGUAGUGACCCUACCACCCCCACCACCUGUGUCAAGUAUAGGACCUAUUAACUUUGAAUUGAGAAUCAGUUUAGAUUCCAGCUACAUCAAUUAUUAUACAGACUCGGAUUAUCCAGUGGUAAAAAUCCUGAGGGAUCCAGUGUAUGUGGAGGUCAGAAUCUUGCAGAGAAGUGACCCGAAUCUUGUCCUUGUCCUACACCAGUGCUGGUCCACGCCAUCUCCUGACCCUCUGAGCAGCAUCCAGUGGCCAAUACUUAUUGAUGGGUGUCCAUUCAUUGGUGACAACUACAUGUCUGAUGUGAUUCCUGUAGCUCCAGGUUCUGCUUUACCUUUCCCUUCUUAUUACUCGCGGUUUGAUGUGAUGACUUUUACCUUUGUGGAUCAGAACACCGAGAUGCCUCUUGCAGGACAGGUAUACAUUCACUGCAGCGCUUCUGCCUGUGUCCCCUCUGCAAUUGACAACUGCGCUACCGUGUGUAACAGACGUAAAAGAUCUGUCUAUAUGUUAAGCAAUAAGAGUGAUGUGGUGCUGGUAUCAUCAGAUGUUCCCAUCUACUUCGACAACUCUCUGCCAGAGAUGCAGAAUGACAGGGAAGACAUCUACGGAUUCAGAAUUUCCCAGCCGGGGGCUCUGAUAAACGGAGCAGCCAUAGCCAUGGGGUUUGUGGCAGUAGUUCUUCUGACCCUGACGACUUGGGCCCUGCACAGACAACGGAAAUCCAGGUCUCUACUGAUCAGCAAGUUACCUGUGACAGAAAAGACUGUAAAUAUCAAGACCAUCUUCAGCUAA
Messenger RNA from Bufo bufo (common toad), 1659 nucleotides. Its product is annotated as zona pellucida sperm-binding protein 4-like. Gene Ontology annotation, molecular function: acrosin binding; structural constituent of egg coat. Gene Ontology annotation, cellular component: egg coat. Lineage: Eukaryota; Metazoa; Chordata; Amphibia; Anura; Bufonidae. The coding region runs from base 1 to 1659 and encodes 552 amino acids. The record is from RefSeq and is a predicted model, not a curated record. The transcript is spliced from 12 exons. Gene Ontology annotation, biological process: binding of sperm to zona pellucida; prevention of polyspermy.